GAUACCGAUGCAGAUCUGCAGUAUAUCACUGCGUCAACCGAAUUGCUUGUUGUCGACCAGGCCGAGAUGUUGCUGAUGCAGAAUUGGGCCAAUGUGCAACAAAUAAUCGGUAUGCUGAACCAGCGUCCCACAAAAGCUGCCUUCAGUUCCGCCGCUCGCAUUCGAUUGGCCUAUUUGGCCGGUUACGGGAAACUGUAUCGACAGACUUUGAUAUUCUCGGCGGUUGCAGCACCGCAGAUUAUGCUACUAGCUGGUGAAUGUGAAAAUUUUCAAGGAUUCAACUAUAUUCCACCACUGCCAUGCUAUCCCGGUCUAUAUCCAACUUACUUACCCGAUCAUGUAAGGAUUCCCGGUUUGAAGCCGGUACAGACACAGACAGUGAACGGCGCUCCCUUGCAUCCGGCUAAGAAGGCCCGUGUUGUUCCGAGUAACGACCAGUCUGCCCCGGGGUUGCCUGAUGUCAAACUCACUCUGAUUCCGUUUGCUGUUUUCGGUCAAACGGACUCGGGCCCACAAAAUCCGGUCAAUUCAAAUUCCGAUAGCGAUGACGAAGAUGUGAACGAUGAGAUGACAAUCACAACAAAGAUAAACACUCAUUCGAACUCGAAUCAGCUGGUGGUAUCUGCGGGUCCCUUGCCUGAAAAAUCGCUAAUCGCUUUGAGUGAUCGAGCCAUUCCACUUGCUCGCCUGAAUGCAUUCAAACAACGUGUACUCCCAAGGCUACGUCGUGGUUUAGAUCCACGUGUGCUGAUCUAUGUUCCCGACUUCUACGAUUUGGAAGAACUGCGACUCCUGUUACGGGCUGAAUCAUUGGAUUUUUGUUGCAUACACGAGUAA
Messenger RNA from Echinostoma caproni, 837 nucleotides. The record is from the annotation of a GenBank genome assembly. Lineage: Eukaryota; Metazoa; Platyhelminthes; Trematoda; Plagiorchiida; Echinostomatidae.